CUGCCCCCAUAUCUGUGAAAAAAAAAAGCUGCCCGCCAUAUCCGAUAGACGCUACUCAAGUUAAAACUCCCAACGCCACUGAUAGCUUCUGCGCCAAAUCUUAGCUUCAUGGCAGCUAGCUCCAUCUCUCCUUCUCCAUCUCCUUCGUCCUCGCAAGAGCUUCCUAUCCUCUACCGUGACACUAAAAGCGUUGUCAAUCAUCUCAAACUCAGCAAAAACAUUGAAGAAAUCAAGCGUAUCCAUUGCCAAAUAACCAAACACGGUCUUUUUCACCUCCCCACCGCCUCCUCCAAUCUCAUUUAUGCCUACUCCAGGGCAGCCACUGCCCAAAGCCUAGACUACGCCAUCAAAGCCUUUGAGCUCUUCUGCGAAGAACAUAAAGCCACCCUCUUUCUCUGGAACUCACUCAUCAGAGGAUUCUCUUCUUCUGGUCAUGUCGACGAAGCCGUUGAACUUUUUGUUCAAAUGGUUGACGAAGGGUUCGUGCCUGACCACUUCACCUUCCGUCCUCUCCUUGCUGGAUUCACAAAGGCCUUCGCUUUUCAAGAAGGAGCCUGGCUUCACGGGCUGUUGUUGAAGGUAGGAAGCUAUGGAGGGGUUCAAGAUGACAUUUUUAUACAGAACUCUUUGAUACAUUUCUAUGCAGAGCAUGGUGAGCUUGAAUCCGCACACAGGGUGUUCGAUAAUAUGCUUGAAAGAAAUGUUGUUUCAUGGACAAGCCUUAUUGCUGGUUAUGCUCAUGGGGAUGAUCCACGAAAGGCUGUGCAUUUAUUUUGGGAUAUGGUUGCCGACAAUAAAAUUGCUCCAAAUUCGGUGUCUGUGGCUUGCGCUGUCUCUGCUUGUGCAAAGUUGCAGGAUUUUGAGAGUGGAGAGAGGCUUUUCACCUACGCGGUUGAUGUAGGAAUCGAUUUUAGUAUCAACCUGGUGAACACUCUUGUUGAUCUGUACAUGAAAUGUGGAGCUGUGGAAGUGGCAGAGAGACUAUUUCAUGAGUGCACUGAUAGGAAUAUUGUUCUUUGGAACACAAUGCUGUCAAAUUAUGCUCGCCAUGGAAUGGCCCAUAAAGCAGUUGCAUUAUUUAAUGAUAUGUUGAUAUCAGGAACGAAACCAGACCGGGUAACAAUCGUUGCAGCAGCUUCGGCAUCAGCGCAGCUUGGUGAAGCUAUGACGGGGAGAAGAUUCCAUGGUUAUAUACUGAGAAACAGCUUAGAUGUGUGGCAUGAUGUGAGCAAUUCAAUGAUUGAUAUAUACAUGAAGUGUCGGGAACUCGAUGCAGCUUUCCGAAUCUUCGAUCCAAUGAAGGAGAAGACUGUGGUGUCCUGGAACACUGUUAUUAAUGGCUGUAUCAGAAAUGGUGAUUGGAGAUCUGCUUGGAAGCAUUUUGAGGAGAUGCCCUGGAGAGAUCAUAUUUCUUGGAACACAAUGAUUGCUGCACUGGUGCAGGAGAGCUGGUUUGAAGAUGCCAUGACACUUUUCAGGGAAAUGCAGAGUUCAGGAAUGAGGCCCGACAGAGUGACAAUGUUGAGUGUUGCUUCAGCUUGUGGUUAUUUGGGUGCCCUUGAUCUUGCUAAAUGGACCUACGCAUAUAUCAACAAGAACAAAAUUUCCACAGAAGUCAAGCUAAACACUGCAUUAGUUGAUAUGUUUGCUAGGUGUGGUGAUACCAAAAGCUCAUUGAAAAUAUUUGAAAAAAUGCAGAACAAAGAUGCUUCUGCAUGGACAGCAGCAAUAGGAGCAAUGGCAGUUGAGGGAAAUGGGAGAAGGGCAAUAUAUCUUUUCUCUGAGAUGAUUAAAGAUGGACUUAAGCCAGAUACUAUAGCGUUUGUUCAAGUGCUGACAGCUUGUAGCCAUGGGGGGUUAGUCGAAGAGGGUCGCCAGUUCUUUCCGUCCAUGACAAAGGACUUCAGAUUUGCGCCUCAGGUCAUUCACUAUGGUUGUAUGGUUGAUCUUUUGGGGCGAGCCGGACUUCUAGGAGAAGCUAGAAUGCUCAUUGAGAGCAUGCCUAUGGAGCCUAAUGAUAUAGUUUGGGGAGCAUUAUUAGCUGCAUCCUGUGUUCACCAUGAUCUUGAACAGGCUGAGUUUGCAGCCGAGAGAGUUCUUGAGUUGUCUCCAGGUAGAAGUGGAAUCUAUGUACUGCUCUCAAAUGUCUAUGCUUCAGCAGGGAGAUGGAAGGAUGUUGCGGAAGUGAGGUUAUUACUCAAAGAUAAAGGAGUUCAGAAACUUCCUGGUUCGAGCUUGAUCGAGAUUGAAGGAAUGAUCCAUGAGUUCACCUCUUCUAAUGAGUCACAUUCCCAGAUGGAGCUGAUAUCUGAGAUGCUGCAAGAGAUGGGCCAUAAACUUUCACUUGCUGGUUAUGUUCCUGAUUUGGAUAAGGUUUUGCUGGAUGUUAAUGAGGAGGAAAAGGAGUUCCUUUUGAGCCGGCAUAGCGAGAAAAUGGCAGUUGCAUAUGGUCUCAUUAGUACUGGCCGAGGAGUCCCAAUUCGUAUAGUUAAGAACCUUCGAAUUUGCUCUGAUUGCCAUUCAUUCAUGAAGCUAGUAUCAGCAAUUUAUGACCGAGAAAUUACCGUUAGAGAUAACAAUCGGUUCCAUCAUUUUGAAAAAGGGCAAUGCUCUUGCAGCGAUUACUGGUGAAAGAAUUAGUGUUGACAAUGCUUAUUUAUCCUUCUUCCAGUUUUUUUUUUUAGAACGGGGUAUUUACCCACAACCACUCCAAAGGGAGCGCUUGAUGGCGUAACUAGUCCCUCGGCGAACCCUAAUGAGGCCACCCACAGGUAUUAACCCACAAUUGCUUUGCCCCACUGAAGAGGCGAGGCCGUAGUAGACGGGAAUCGAACCCGGGAUGCGAGGUUCCCAACUGUGCUCGACCACCAACCAUCCUAAGCCUCGGUGGGUUCCUUCUUCGAGGUCAAAUCACAAGGAUAGCUGUUCCUUCAUGAAAUCAGCCGACUGUUCAUUCAUUUGAAAUCACUUUUUGCAACUGCUUAUAAAACAGCAGUGAUAUGUAAGAAGUAAAUAUGAAUUUUGAACUCCAACUGAGAAGACAAGCUGAAGCCUGGGGCAAAAAUGGCAUGUACCAAUGAAUUUGCAUGGUGCAAUGAUCUCUUUAAGCAGUAGAAGAGGAUUGGUACCUUAUUAAAAGAGAGAGAGGUUAAAGCAUGGGACAAACUGCUUGUUCAUGAGCAUCACCAUAAGAUCUGCUCAGUAUUCUCCCGCUUGAUUACGGUUAACUUCAAUCUCAACAUAAUUGUAUGAUGCUGUGAAGUCAAACAAUUCCAAGCUUUUGCAUUUGAGUGGUGAUGUUGGUAUAAAUAUUUGAAUCAGAAAAAUCUGUAAGCUGUAAUAAGAGCUCUAGUGAACCAUAACAAACAAUGCAAGAUACUGCACCCAAAAAAGGUCAUUUCAUCUUAGAAAUGUUUAUUGUCGCACCUUUUGUAACACCCCAUAAUCUAAUUUGGAAGAAUUGUUCUAUUAUCUAUUAAUA
This is a messenger RNA of Dendrobium catenatum, 3481 nucleotides long. RefSeq names its product pentatricopeptide repeat-containing protein At3g22690. Gene Ontology annotation, biological process: RNA modification. Lineage: Eukaryota; Viridiplantae; Streptophyta; Magnoliopsida; Asparagales; Orchidaceae. The transcript has a single exon. Gene Ontology annotation, molecular function: protein binding; zinc ion binding; RNA binding. The record is from RefSeq and is a predicted model, not a curated record. The coding region runs from base 109 to 2631 and encodes 840 amino acids.